AUGUCAAACAUACAGCAAGAAGACACGAAGCCCACAGUCGCGGCUGGCGAGGGGGCAGCCGCAACUGCAUACAUGAGCAGACUUUUGAGCAUGGCCUUGCAAGUGGCCAACUUUUCCAACACGAACCGACCAUGGCGCCUCUACGACCUGAGCCACCCCAUCAACAACCCAGAGCUCAUGUCUCUGUGUCAACUACAGAGGCUUCACCCACGAGAGACCCUCAUGGUGCAUCCGAUCAAAUGGAAGAACAUCCACCUCGACAUCCUGCGGUGCGUCUUCUACCCGGACGACUCUCCCCUACAAGCCUUCGCCCCAGACUACGCCAUUACGAACGAGGCGAUGUCGUGUGCGUGCCACCUGCAGGCACUCCUUAGUCCCGUUUCCACCAGGCGGGACAAGAUGGCCGCGGUGACGGCCUUGUUCACCGGGCUUACGGAUUCUUCUUCGGAGGUGGGCUUCACCAGCGACUUGCAUCUCGCCUAUGACCACGUCCAUUCGCCGCUGCCCCUUGCCUUUGCGUCCACUAUGGGGAUGCUCACAAUCCCCGAUGGCGGCUACAAGGCCGUUUCGGACGGCGAACUGCCCCACGCCUGCGUCCUCGGCCACCUGGCAAAGGGCACGCACACGCACCUGGCCAACCUGGCGUACGUGGACCUGGGAUCCGUCAUGGCGAAGCGGCGGCAGUGGCGACUCAAGCACAUUGCCAGGACCUGGGCCGAUCAGGCCAGAGACCCCUUUAUCGUCGCGACCAUCAUCGGGCUUGCGCAGAGGGUCGAUCGGGAGAGCGGCAGACUGCCGGUCCGGGAGGCAAACGGACGCGUCUACGAGGACCUCCACGACGCCAGGACCUGGUCGCUGGCGAGCAUCAUGCUGGCAGAGGGGGAGGGGGAUGAAAAGUCGGACCGCGAGGUCGCGCAGGCGCUACUGCAGGCGAGGUUCGUCUGCCUGCUGUAUCAAGUGGCGCGUGCACGGAGCCUCACGGUCGUGCCGGGCCCGGCGGGAGGGUUCCUGCCGCAGGUGCGCGAGCCCACCACCGAGGCCGAGGUGAUGGCCGGCGUCGUCAACUGCGCCCGCUACGUCGUGGCGGGGGGCCAUGUCGGCGAGGAUAUGCUGCGCGGGUUGGAUGCGCUCAAGGCGGUGAUGAGGCUCGGGCGCGCUGGGCCAGUCGGGCGGUAUCGAUGCGUCUGCUUGGCGUCGAGCCCCACGGACGGGGACAACUUUCUCGUCUACUCGGCUGCCGUUUCAACUGCAUUUUUGGACCGGCUGGAAAAACCGCAUGAGCCGCCGCGGGUGGAUGUGCAGAGUGGGUUGGAGAUUCGGGUUGGCCUGUUUCCGUUGAGGCCUCUUGAGACUUUGCCGAGUCGGCUCGAGGUUUUGCUUCGGCUCCUUGGGUCGCCUGUGGAUGCAGAAAGCGUGUAA
This is a messenger RNA of Pyricularia oryzae 70-15, 1419 nucleotides long. RefSeq lists its product as uncharacterized. The transcript has a single exon. Lineage: Eukaryota; Fungi; Ascomycota; Sordariomycetes; Magnaporthales; Pyriculariaceae. The record is from RefSeq and is a predicted model, not a curated record. Bases 1 to 1419 code for a protein of 472 amino acids.